Mesorhabditis spiculigera is the source of this 849-nucleotide messenger RNA. The record is from the annotation of a GenBank genome assembly. Lineage: Eukaryota; Metazoa; Nematoda; Chromadorea; Rhabditida; Rhabditidae.
AUGAAUAGUCGUGGUGUGUUGCCGGAAUUUUGGGAAGUUUUCCCGUCCCCAGGUUUCGUGUUCAAAUUCAGCAAGUUGGGCAUUCCGACUGGCGACAAGGACGAUGCCGCAAAGCUCUUCAUCAACGUUUGUCAUUGUAAUGACCUUCCGCCGCCACUUGAAGACUUGACCGAGGAUGAACUCGCCACGAGAAUUGAUUCCGGCGACUACACGUUUCGCAUUCCUUUGACUAUUGGAGCGUUAGAAGAAGUGGUCGAUAACAAGGGAAAGAUGUCGAAGAAGAUUGACAUCCUCGUCAAUUCUACAUUCUAUGAACACCGCCUCGCUUCGAAAAACGAUAAAUUCUAUCGCCAUUAUCUUUGCAUGGUGAUGUGCGACGCGAUUAAAGACAAGCACGACAUUCAACUAGAUCCGACCAAUGCGAUCACGCUUGUGAAUCGUGUGAAAGUGGGGAUGAUCGAACCGCAAAGGAUUAUUAAAAAACCUCAGGCGGGAACUAAAGUUAAAGAAGUCAGCGAGAAGGCAGAAUCUAGCGUGGUUGUUGAAUUGGAUGCUUCAGACACGUUGAAACCAGAUGAGAAUGAGGCCAUAGAGGACAAGACGCCUGGCUGUUUUACGAUAAGAUGGCUCGGUGAUAAACUCGAGCUGAAGUUGAAGGUUCCAGAGGAGAUUACAUCUGAGGAGUGUCUCACUCUGCGCCUCAAAUCCGAUCGGUUACAACUGCUGGUUCGAAAUAGCCACUCAUUGUUCGACUUCCGUUUCCCGGUGCUCAUUGACCCCAGCGUUGCUCGAAGCCACUUUGACGUCUCGAAACGAGUGGUUGUUGUUUCAUCAAGAUGCCUCCUGCCU